CGGAGACCCAUUCUGGGCAGAAAUCAUCCGUCCCCCUCUCACCCCCCCCCCUCCCUUUUUGGCUCUCCCCAACCCAUCUACUUUGCCUCCUCCACAUCCGGCUGCUGGUUCGUGCGUCCCGAAAGGAGCCCUGCCUGCCGGAGCCCAGCUUCCUUGCCCGUUCCGUUCCCCUGGCCCAUCGUCGAGUGUGGGCCACACUUUUCCGGGCGUCCCCCCCCCCUCCUCGAUAAAGGCUCGCCCUCCAGCUCAUGCAAUCCAUGUUGGCGGCUGGCAGGCUGGCCCUGCGCCGGAUGGCGAUGCCGCCGGGCCGGAGCCUCUCACAAGUCGCAUCCUCAUCUCGUGGGACCCUCUCGGCCGGGGAGCGUCUCUGUCGUGACAUCGAGAACGGAGUGGUCCCCUUGCCACGGGGCUUCGACACGGUGACGGACUUUCACUUUUUUUUGCGCCUGGCCGGGGCGCGGUCACCUCCGGACACCGACGAAAGCAUCUUGGCCAGUGAGGUCCGGCGAACUGGCCGACUGAUUGGGAUGGACGAGGUUUCGACCAGGAUGCUGCUGGAGAAGUUUGGCGAGGCGUUUGGAAUUCCCCCCCCCGAUCCCUCGUCGGAGGGUGUAUUCCAUGAGCCCCGGUCAAGGGAUUCGGUUUUCAAGGACGUGAUGAUGCUGUUCGGGCGCGAUCCGCCGGUUCCUGCAUCCACCAUCUCGCGCUUGACAGGCGUGGCCCUUGCCAGGACGAAAUACCUGCUGCAUGCUCGCUCACCCUUGAAGCCUUUGACAUCCCGAAGCCAGCCAAGCAUCAGUCGGCUGCGGGAUUUGUGUUUCAUUUGGCCGCCGAUCUUGUUGCACCAAGCGGCACGACUGCUAUCGUCCUCCGAAGAACAAAUCACUCAGACCAUCGUGCGACACCUGCCCGAGUGCCCUUACCUCUUGUCCCAGCCCCUGUCCCCCCGGGAGGAGGAACACAUGCGAGCGAAAAUGAGAGCCGCACUGGACAUCGACCCGCUGCCGGAGCCGAGGAGCCUUUGCGUGCAAUUGGGGAUGUUCUGGCGGACAUUCCACAUCCAUGGGCCGAACAUCUGCCCGGAGUAUGUCAUCCGGUUGCGGGGGGAAUUGCCCGCGCAGCAGGUUGCGCGGAUGCGCGAACUGCUGGCCAUGCAGACAUUGACCAUCUUUGAAAUGGCCUCCGGUUUGGGGAUCCGGCCAAACGACCUCCGGUGGUACAUCAAGUACUAUGAGCCGAUGGUGGAGCUGCCGCCGUCCAACCAGCUGCCGGUCCGGGCCUUGGCCCCGGUCGGCGGCCGGGGCAAACUCACUCGUCAGCAGUAUGCCGAAGCUCGGCUGCCGGUGGGUUCGCCGAUUCUCAAGGAAUUCGAGCCUGGAGGGAUGCUGGCCGAGCCGGCGGAUUGGCAAGCAGCCGCUCCCUUGCCUGCGGCGGCUCAUGUGAAGUCGACAAGUACACGGAGGCCGCACCGCCGGACCUUUUCCAACCAUAUCCCGAGAUGUUGAAUCUCUCGGUGACGGAAGUUCGCCGCUUGCGGGCGUUCGGCCGCGAGGUGCACCCGGAGGGCGGGCGCAUGCGCUUUACAGUGCGGGACUUGGCCCGAAAGAUGGCCAUCCCCGAGGACUUGGUGUAUUCGAUGCUUCAUCGCUAUUGUCCGGAGUACUUCUUCUUGGCUCUUCCGCCCGAGGCACGAUCCGGCCUUGGGGGGAUGUAUGUGCCGGAGGAGAAGUUGGAUGCCCUUUUGGCGGCGUACAGCCACAAUCCGAAAGAGAUCCCCCAGAAGCUGGCCGCGGAUUUGGGCUGUACCCUGCCGCAGGUGGUGAACUCCCUUCGAGCCCAUGUCACCGGGCAGGGCAAGCGGUACAUGGCGCCCAUGUUUGCUCGGCACGGGGCCAAUCGUGCCUUUGAGAUUGAGCAGAUGCUGGCAGCACAUCCGGACAAAGCCAUCAGCACUGUGGGCCUCCGCUGUGGGUUGAAUUUGCGGGUCAUGCGGUCUGCCUAUCCAUAUUUGCUCGAGCAAUAGACGGCCCUGAUGGGCAAAGAUAUUUAUGUGGAAUUUCGGCAUCAACCCAAGCGGCUGUGAUUUCCGCCGUGGAGGUCUUCCAAAAGCAAAGCCAAUUUGGGAUCGUCCUGAUCGCCCUCCGGUGUAAUGUGGUAUCACGUGCCAUCUAGGAACUUGUGGCAGGGUUCACACGGGUUAAGCC
This is a messenger RNA of Fonticula alba, 2204 nucleotides long. RefSeq lists its product as hypothetical. The record is from RefSeq and is a predicted model, not a curated record. The transcript is spliced from 2 exons. The coding region runs from base 249 to 1505 and encodes 418 amino acids. NCBI's taxonomy places the organism in Eukaryota, Rotosphaerida, Fonticulaceae.